GCGUGCGUAAGCAGCCCAACGUCGCCUGCGCUUAGCCCCGCGCUCUCCACAAACAGUUACGUCGCCGCCCGUUGCCUGCCGCCGCCCGGCCUAUGUCCGCUUUCCAAAACUCCAACACGGUAUCUCACCGGUGAGACUCACAGCUGGGAAAACGACAGACAUCAACUAACUACAAGCCUAUACACAUGGCGACUCCAGACGUCAGUGUUCAUGUGGAGGAGGUCGUUGUUGUAACAACACCUGACACGCCAUCAGAUGGAAGUGCAAUUGAAGAGGUUAAGACAGUGUUGGUAGACUUCAAAUCAACACAACCUAGAUCAUUCCCAGUAAUGUUGCAAUGCUUUGGUGGAUUAAGUGAAGAUAGUAUGGACUCUGUUAACACUCCUGGAACCUAUUCAUCUUCCUCCACACUUAUUCAGAAAGGUGAUAUUAUCGAGGUGAAGAUUUCAGAUGAGGGAGAUCAUAUGGAGCCAGAAAUCGUUUAUCCAAUAACAUGUGGAGAAAGUAAAGCUAACCUUAUCUGGAGGAAGUUUGUUUGUCCUGGUAUCAACAUCAAAUGUGUGCAGUUUGACAAUCAACUUAUAAGCCCAAAAGAAUUUGUGAAUCUAGCUGGAAAAUCAACAUUAAAAGACUGGAAGAGAGCAAUUCGUUUGAAUGGUGUGAUGUUGAGAAAAAUCAUGGAUUCAGGAGAAAUGGAUUUCUUCCAACACAGUAAAGUGUGUUCCAACACUUGUCGGAGUACAAAAAUUGACCUUUCCAGUGCCAGGUCAUCUUUGAGCAGCCAGCAAUCAACAGAGUACAUCCCUGUGACUCCUGCUAUAGCUGAUAUGAAUGGCUCACCGGCAGCAUCUGGAUUUGAGAGUUGUGAAGACAGUUGUGAAUGGAUUUCUGCAAUCUCAGAUGACACGUUCACAUUUUGGCGUGGCUUGAAAGAAGCAGGUUUGCUUGAAGAUGUUAUGCAGGAGUUUCAGCAAGAGAUGCAAGGUACUCUGAAAGGCCUUCAACAAAGACUGCAUCAGCCUCCUCUUCAAGUUGGAGAUGCAAUCAUACUUAAUAAUAUUGUGCAAAGUUUUGGUCUGUUGGACCUUGUUAAAAAAGUGUUGGCGAGCCAUAAAAGUCAAAUGGAUCGUUCCCGAGAGCAGUAUACGCGUGAUUUAGCAGCAAUGUCUGCCUUCCACUCUGCCGUUCACAUCAUCAUCCACUUAAUACUGCAUUGGGGCAUUAGUCUUUCAAUGGAGUGGCACGGACAAUUGAGUGUAUAUAGUUUACACAUCUAUAUAUACCACGCUUUGGAACAACAAUGUGAUGAGCAUCGUAAACGGGCCAAAGAACUGAAGUACAAAUCCCAGCACCUGAAUAAUGUCCUCAUGACCUUAACGCCAAUUGUAGCAGCUCCUCCUUCGAAACGGCCUCGCCUUACAAGGGCAACAUCAGGACCAGCAACUAUGGCAGCCCACUUGGUUACAUCACCAUCAGGCCAGAUUACACUGGCUUCUGGAGUGCCUAUAUCUCAGCUUGCAAACAUAGGAAAACUGGCAACGUUAUCCACUAUUCCAAUCUCAGGAAUUGGAAAACUCCAACCCCACACAGCAUUUAGUGCCACAUCUUCACCGUUGAUUGGAGGGUACAGUCUUCUGGCAUCAAGUCCUGGAAUACACAACGCAGUUGAAAUCCAUCCUGAUGCGUCUAAUUUGGCAGUGCUAAGUACGGCUGCUAUUCAGGAUGGGAACACAGUGUUGAAAGUUGUCAGUCCAAUCCAGCUGUUCACUACAGUUCCUGGUCUCAAUGCUACACUUCAUAAUGCCAACCAAAUGACAUCUGUUGGAAGCACAUAUUUGGCUGUGCCUUCAGGCACCAUUGAAACCACAUCAGGAGAAGGACAUGCCACUAUACAGGUAACAUCAAUAAGUGAAGAACAUGAACAGAAACCGUAGUUUUGGAAUAAUGCCUCAUGGUAUUAGAAUAUUUGUGUUUAAAUGACUUGUUACUGAAUGUGACUUUUGAGAACAGUACAGAAUGGUUUCUGUUAUGCUGUGUCUAAAUCUACAUCACCUAGUGGUAAUAAUUGGUAACAAAUGAAAGCAGCAAAAUCAUGGAACAGAUGCAACUUUCUCUACUCAUUUUUGAGACUUUGUCUUAAGUACAGAAAUAAAGACUUUUAUCGGAUAUGCUUGAUAGGGUUGUUUAUAAUGCAUUUUACGGAGCUUUGCACUGUAUUUUGUGUGCUUUAAUAUCUGAUAACAUUCAAACUAUUGUCAUGUUGUUGCUUUAAAAAACAUUGACUAUUAUGGAGGGUUUUUUUCUUUUCAAUAGGUGCUCUCACUGUUUUCUAACAAUUAUUUUAUUGUUGUGCUGUUCGGAUAAUCACAUGUCUAAUCAGGAGAAUUUGUAAAUACCUGGCUGUUUUAAUUUGUUUACAGCCUAAUAUUGUGCAUUCAUUGUAUUUAAAAUAAGGCAAGUACAUGACUGCAAAGAUUUAUGAUUUUGUCAUAAUAAAAACCCACCAAGGGAAAUACAACAAA
Molecule: messenger RNA, 2522 nt
Organism: Amblyraja radiata (thorny skate)
Lineage: Eukaryota; Metazoa; Chordata; Chondrichthyes; Rajiformes; Rajidae
Gene: gmeb2
Product: glucocorticoid modulatory element binding protein 2
Exons: 12
Coding region: 186-1934 (582 amino acids)
Biological process (GO): regulation of transcription by RNA polymerase II
Cellular component (GO): nucleus
Molecular function (GO): RNA polymerase II cis-regulatory region sequence-specific DNA binding
Source: RefSeq, a predicted model, not a curated record